Salvelinus namaycush (lake trout) is the source of this 4852-nucleotide messenger RNA. Its product is annotated as serine/threonine-protein kinase N1-like. Gene Ontology annotation, biological process: signal transduction; protein phosphorylation. NCBI's taxonomy places the organism in Eukaryota, Metazoa, Chordata, Actinopteri, Salmoniformes, Salmonidae. The coding region runs from base 197 to 3043 and encodes 948 amino acids. Gene Ontology annotation, molecular function: protein serine/threonine kinase activity; small GTPase binding; ATP binding. The transcript is spliced from 23 exons. The record is from RefSeq and is a predicted model, not a curated record.
CCUCGCGUUCUAGUCUCGUCUCUUGACCAGGCAGCCUUUUCCCUCUCGAGUUCCCCUGUAGUUUCCUUUUUCUCUCUCUUCCCUUUUGAAGAGGGAAGUUGGCGGUGGAUUUCAGCAGGGAGAGAUAAAGCAGUGCUCUAGGGGGGAGACUUUCAGAGAGAGCGGUAGGAAGGGAGGCAGCAAGAGGAGGAGGGUGAUGGCGAGCGAAGCGGCGAUGGGGGAAAGCCCGGGGGAGCGGUCGGAAGACAGCAGUUACCCUGACACAGCGAGUGACCCAGGUGGGCUGUCCGUCUUAGAGCAGCUGGGUCUGGACCAGAGCUCGGACUUCUCAGACACCACGGUGCAGCAGCGUCUUGAUGAGCAGAGGGAGAAGAUCCGCAGGGAGAUCAGGAAGGAGCUGAAGAUCAAGGAGGGGGCUGACAACCUCCGCAGGGCCACCACCGAUAAGAGGAAUGCCUCCCAGGUGGAUUCCCAGCUACGCAGCUCCAACCGUAAGCUGGAAGACCUGCAUGCUCACUUACAGGAGCUGGACGCUCACAUCAUGGUCAAAGGAGGAGACGACAAUAAGGAUGACCCACCCCAGUCCCCGGGGGCGGAGAGCCGCUCGUCAGCAAGCCAGGACCGCAUUGCCGCCCUGGAGAGACAGCUCAACAUCGAGCUCAAGGUCAAACAGGGAGCCGAGAACAUGAUUCCAAUCUACGCCAACGGAUCCACCAAGGACAAGAAGAUGCUGCAGACGGCCCAGCAGAUGCUGCAGGACAGCAAGACCAAGAUCGACAUCAUCCGCAUGCAGAUCCGCAAGAACGUGCAGGCCACUGAGCACACCGAGGACACACAGGGUAACCAGGACAUGUGUGGUGUGGAGCUGCGUAUUGAGGAGCUGAGGCACCACUACAGGGUAGAACACGCUGUGGCAGAGGGAGCUAAGAAUGUCCUCCGACUACUGGGGGCCAGCAAGGUCCAGGAUAAGAAGGCCCUGUCAGAGGCCCAGUGUCGUCUGAGUGAGGCGUCCCAGCGGUUGGACCUCCUGAGGGACUCUCUGGAUCAGCGUCUAGCCGACCUGCCGGAGGACCACCCCAAGGCCUGCCUCAUCAAGGAGGAACUAGUCCUGGCCUCCUCCCCGGCCUUCAGCUCCCGCCACAGUGCCCCCUACCUUCACAACCAGUACAGCACCCUCAGCAAGCCCUCCCCGCUCACUGGUACUCUCCAGGUGCAGCUGCUGGGCUGUGUGGGGGUGUUGGAGGUGGUCCCGGGGCGCAGUAAGGGCACGGCGGUCAUGUUGCCCUGCUACAGCCCCGGGGAGGGACGCUCCUUCAUGAACCGCAGCAGCAAGAGCAACCUGUACGCACGCAGCGGGAGCGUCAGCGGCAAGACUCCCAGCAAGACCGACGAACUCUCCUCGGAGGUGAGUGCGGUGCUGAAGAUGGAUAACUCAGUGGUGGGUCAGACAGCCUGGAAGAGUGUCGGGGAGCAGGCCUGGGAUCAGACCUUCACUGUGGAGCUGGAGAGGUCCAGGGAGAUGGAGAUAGCAGUGUACUGGAAGGACUACCGCUCGCUGUGCGCUCUCAAGUACCUGAAGCUGGAGGACUUCCUGGACAACCAGAAACACAAAGUUCAGCUGGAGCUGGAGCCUCAGGGUCUGCUUCUGGCUGAGGUGAUAUUCUUCAACCCGGUGAUUGAGAGAGCCCCACGCCUUCAGAGACAGAAGAAGGUCUUCUCCAAACAGCACGGCAAGGCUUUCCUGAGAGCUCGUCAGAUGAACGUUGACAUCGGGACCUGGGUCCGACUCUUGAGGAACGCAAUCCCCACUGUCAACAACACAGGAACCUACAGCCCCAAUGCACACAACCUCAACUCUGGGGAGAUCUCAGUGGAGAAACUAAGUCUGGACAGUGACUCUCCAGUCAGGCAUGAUUACAGGAGAGACUCUGAUAAUAACACCCCGGAGCGGUUGCCAGUGAUUGAGCCCUUCUCUCCCCCAGACCUCACCCCUGAUCGCCCUGCCCAAACCCCCCCUCUGAGCAGUAAACAUAAGAAACCCCUGUGCCUCCAGGACUUCAGGCUGAUCGCUGUGCUGGGCCGGGGACACUUUGGAAAGGUGCUGCUGUCAGAGUAUAAGAAGACCGGAAGUAUAUACGCCAUCAAGGCCCUGAAGAAAGGAGAUAUUGUUGCGCGGGACGAGGUGGAGAGUCUGAUGUGUGAGAAGCGUAUCUUUGAGACGGUGAACGUCUCCCACCACCCCUUCCUGGUCAACCUGUUUGCGUGUUUCCAGACCCCGGAACACGUGUGCUUCGUCAUGGAGUACACGGCUGGCGGUGACCUCAUGAUGCACAUCCACGCUGAUGUCUUCACUGAACCACGGGCUGUGUUCUAUUCAGCCUGUGUGGUUCUGGGGCUGCAGUUUCUCCAUGACCACAAGAUUGUGUACCGAGACCUUAAACUAGACAACUUACUGCUGGAUACAGACGGAUAUGUAAAGAUUGCCGACUUUGGACUCUGUAAAGAAGGGAUGGGCUAUGGGGACAGGACCAGUACGUUCUGCGGUACUCCAGAGUUCCUGGCCCCUGAGGUCCUGACCGACACCUCUUACACCAGAGCAGUGGACUGGUGGGGCCUGGGGGUCCUCAUCUAUGAGAUGCUGGUGGGAGAGUCGCCCUUCCCUGGUGACGAUGAGGAGGAGGUGUUUGACAGCAUCGUGAAUGACGAGGUCCGCUACCCACGAUUCCUCUCCACAGAGGCCAUCGCCAUCAUGAGGAGGCUGUUGAGGAGGAACCCAGAGAGGAGACUAGGCUCUGGUGAGAAAGAUGCUGAUGAGAUAAAGAAACAGCCUUUCUUCCGGGGUCUGGAUUGGGAGGCCCUGCUACAGAGGAAGCUGCCCCCUCCCUUCGUUCCCUCCAUCAAGGGCCGAGAGGACGUCAGCAACUUUGACGAGGAGUUCACCGCCGAGCCUCCCGCCCUGACGCCGCCGCGCGAGCCCCGCACGCUCUCUCGCAAGGACCAGGACAGCUUCUGCGACUUCGACUACGUCUCCGACCUCUGCUAGGGGUCGAGAGGUUGUGACCUCUAUCACAUCAUCAUCAUAUGAGGAUCAUGGGGUCACGGCAGUCUGCAAGGGUGGUCUGCUGCAUCCACCACACUGUGAAUGUGAUAUGAGAAACGGAGAAGGGUCAGUCUGUAGUGUAGUCUACGUCUGUGUGGGAGGUAUGAACUAGAGGAGAUUAAUGCAGACCCAGGCCAAGACUCUGUGACUGUGUUUUUUUUUUUACACUGCAGCAGCAUCUCACAGAACUGUGAGAAGGGGCCCGUCAAGAAGACUGGUGGUUGAUGAGAAAUGAAGUUCUGUUACAAUGAGACGUGGCUAUGUUUUCCAAAGGAAAAGAAGACAGAAAAAAAGAAACUGUGACGCCCGCUAAGCUUGUGCCACCUCCUCCCUAUCUAGAACACUCCAAUGGCUGUGUCCUUACAAGAACUUGUCAUAAAAUGUGUAACUUCGACUACACAGUCAACCCCUUUUAACUUUGCCUUCCAGUUCCAUCCUCCUUUGUGCCAGUGUUGUUGUCUGCUCUGAGUCUGCUCUGACGUCUGAGGAUCUCCAUGUAACGUUCAGGGUUGGGAUCCAUUCCAUUUCAAUUCAGUCAAUUCAGGAAGUCAAUUGGAAUUUCAGUUUAUUUCCUGAAUUGAAAUGGAAUGGACCCCAACCCUGGUUCCUUCAUACUGUGACAAAACACAAAUAAUAUUUGGGAGAGGGUGUGGUGGGGUGGGGUGGGUGCAUGGCUUGAAACGAUGCCUUACAUUUCUACUGGGAUCUAUAGAAAUGCAUUUCAUUUUGUUAUUUUGUGUUCCCUGGUAACUAACUGUGGUCCCUGGUAACUAACUGUGGUCCUUGGUAUGCAAUGAGGGUGAUAAUGUUUUACAUUAAUGCUAAGAGGAGAAAAGGAAGUACCUCCAUCUGCCUAUCAAAAUGAUUGCUUGGAGGAAGUUGAAUUAACAGUGUGUAGAAUCGUCUAUAUAUAUGUACUCUACAUUGUUACAAUGUUGUGAACAAUCACCCAUCAAGUUACCCAAUGCUAGUCUUGUGUCAACAGAAGGGUAAAGAACCACUGCUUGGAGGAACGGUCAAUUCUGAUCCAACCAGAUCACUAGUGCAUUCACAAUGGGCAAUUGUUGCCCUUUUAACAUUCUUUAAAAUGUUCUGAUUUUAGUUAUUAUGGGGGGGGGGGAAUCAACGGCGACAGUGCUUUUGGUUCUGUUUUUGGUUGAUAAUGAAGUCGUUGAGAAAAGCAACAGAGAGCAUUAUUGAAUUUAUCCUGUUGCCUUUUAAUUGGUCCAAUCUGUGAAUUUUAUAUAAGGGUGUGCCAUGUGGCAGUCUACACCUGUGCCAUUUGGUCAUAUCUGAACACACAAAAGAAAGGCUGAAGGAUGUCUCGUUCCAAACAUGUAAAUAUUCACACAAACGUACACACACUGAGAGACUUUAAUGCUCAAGACACUCAAAUUCAAUCAGUGGCAUGAAGCGGAAACACAUCCAAGCAAUGAAUCAUGCUCAAUGCUUCUCCAGGUUGAAGUGACCAUUAAGAACGGAUCUAGGAUCAGUUUGUUCUAACCGCAUCCAUUAGGAAAAGAAAACUGACCUUAGAUCAGAAUUUAGAGGCAGCUUCAUCCUCCAACUACAGUACAUGCUCAUCUGCAGAAGUCAAUAGAAAACAAACUUUACCUCCCUUGUCUCUGUGUAUGGGGGUGUGUUUUGAAUCAUGUUUGUCUGGUUGCAGACUCUACUUAUCUUGUGUACGACUAUACAAAAGGAAGUGAAAGUAUGAGAUUAGUUAUUUAUAAAGAACAUCUGUUGGGAAAA